AUGUUUGACAUAAAGGCUUGGGCUGAGUAUGUUGUGGAAUGGGCUGCAAAGGAUCCAUAUGGCUUCCUUACAACAGUUAUUUUUGCCCUUACUCCAUUGUUUCUAGCAAGUGCUGUACUGUUCUGGAAAUUGGCCAAGAUGAUUGAGGCCUGGGGAAAGGAGCAAAAGAAAACACAAAAAUGCCAAGAAAAUAUUGCAAAAGCUAAACAACUGAAAAAGGACUGA
Molecule: messenger RNA, 225 nt
Organism: Myotis lucifugus (little brown bat)
Lineage: Eukaryota; Metazoa; Chordata; Mammalia; Chiroptera; Vespertilionidae
Product: small integral membrane protein 15-like
Exons: 1
Coding region: 1-225 (74 amino acids)
Source: RefSeq, a predicted model, not a curated record